Molecule: messenger RNA, 1476 nt
Organism: Suillus paluster
Lineage: Eukaryota; Fungi; Basidiomycota; Agaricomycetes; Boletales; Suillaceae
Product: major facilitator superfamily domain-containing protein
Exons: 10
Coding region: 1-1476 (491 amino acids)
Source: RefSeq, a predicted model, not a curated record
AUGUCCAGCUCUGCCGACGAGAAAGGGAGCGGCUCGACCAGCCAUGACAAUGAUUCUGUGUCGGUGUACGAACGACCAAAAGGCUUGCGCGGGCUGUAUUAUCACCCUAUAACGCAAAUCGUUAUGCUGGCUUUCGUCUGCUUCUUAUGCCCUGGUAUGUUCAAUGCCCUCACUGGACUCGGCGGAGGCGGCCAAGUAGACCCAACAACCUCUGCAAACUCGACUUGUGCGGUGUACGCAACAUACGCGUUCUUCGCGUUCUUCUCUGGGACCGUCAACAACAAGAUCGGUGCCAAACGUACUCUGCUCUUUGGGACAUUGGGCUAUGCGCUCUAUGUCGGUUCUUAUCUGCAAGUUAUUUUUCGUUUUCGUGCAAUCAAUAUCCACCCGGGCGCUGGCUGGUUUGUUGUUACAUCGGGUGCCCUUCUCGGCGUCACUGCCGCAUUCCUCUGGACUGCACAGGGCGCGCUGAUGCUCAGCUACUGUACUGAAGCACAGAAGGGCAUCUUUAUCAGUAUCUUCUGGGCCAUUUUCAACUUGGGAGCAGUCGUAGGAGCCACAGUAUCUUUCGGGCAGAAUAUUCACUCGACGGUAGUCAGCAAUGGCACAUAUGUUGGAAUAUUGGUUCUCACCUUGCUCGGCGUGACGAUCCCCCUGUUGAUGGCCGAUCCCGACAAGAUGAUCCGCACAGACGGCACGAAAGUAGUUAUGCCUCGCCAUCCGUCCUGGAAGUCUGAAUUCUAUGGCUUGUGGGUUGCGAUCAUCACAGACCCCAUGAUCCUCCUGCUUUUCCCGAUGUUCUUUGCGAGUAAUUACUUUUACACUUGGCAGUUCAACGAUUACAACUCAGCGCUUUUCAACAUCCGCGCGAGAUCACUAAAUAAUUUCAUGUACUGGCUUUCGCAGAUCAUUGGCAGCGGAAUGAUCGGAAUCAUUCUAGACACCAGGAGGCUGCGGAGACGCGUGCGCGCAUUCACUGGGUGGAGUAUUCUGCUAGUCAUGACAUUCCUCGUCCACGUCUGGGCCUAUUACUACCAAAGGACUUAUACCCGCGCCUCCAUCCCACAAGACUCGCAGAAGAUGGACAUUUACGACCCAAGAUACCCAGCGCAUGUCUGGCUUAUGAUAUUAUAUGGCGUGCUCGACGCGAUGUGGCAGACGACCAGUUUCUGGCUCAUCGGUGCCAUGAGCAAUGAUACGAAUAAGCUGGCUAUUUACUCAGGGUUUUAUCACUCCGUCCAGAGCGCUGGAGCUGCUGGCGUAUGGCGGAUGGAUGCAAUCGGGCUUCCCUACAUGAACAUCUUCCUCUCAACAUGGUGUCUGGUCGUCGCGGGUCUUGUAUUCGCCUUCCCUAUGAUCUACCUACGCAUCAGAGAUACAACUAUGCUCGAAGACGAGGGCUUGAUGCAAAGAGAUCAGAUCAAUGAUAUGAAGACAAAAGGGAUGGUUGAGGAGAGCGGGAACGAAAUGCCAUGA